Molecule: messenger RNA, 6305 nt
Organism: Gigantopelta aegis
Lineage: Eukaryota; Metazoa; Mollusca; Gastropoda; Neomphalida; Peltospiridae
Product: suppressor of mec-8 and unc-52 protein homolog 1-like
Exons: 8
Coding region: 47-1087 (346 amino acids)
Molecular function (GO): protein binding
Source: RefSeq, a predicted model, not a curated record
AUUGAGGACUUUAGCCACUUUCUGUACAAAAUAACUGAAUAUCAACAUGGCUCGGAGAAGAUUUGAAAAAUUUGAUGAAUCACUAAAAGCUGGCCAAGAGACAGAAAAAGGAAAGCAGGGCACAUUCUCCAAGGUGGAGGUUGUCAAAGUGAGGAAACUUGAUGCUAGUCUUGGAUCUGUGUAUUCUCUCCAGUACUCCAUGGAUGGCCGCUUCCUUGCUGCCGGCUUUCAGAAUGGGUCCAUUCAGCUCUUGUCAUCAACAACAGGAGAACUGAAGAAAGAUCUACGUAAAACGAGACAUGGCGGUUACCCGAUCAUGAGUUUGAAAUUCCACCCCAAAGAUCACAGCAUCCUCUUUGCUGGCACAUCAGAAGGACUUGUGUACGCCAUCAAUAUUGAGACAGGAGACUUUCAGACAAUUUGUACAGAAACUGGCAAUGAAAUCAACUGUAUAGACUUUGAUUCAGAGGGAUAUAAUUUUGCCACAGCAGGAAAAGAUUUGGCUGUGCGGAUUUAUGACUUGAAAACCUACCAGCUUGAACGAGAAUACUCUGGGUAUGAUGAGAAAACACCCAACGAACAAGUCUGUCUAGGAAAUACGAGCCGAGCUUUUGCCUUGAAGUAUCAUCCAGAAUUCAACCACAUUUUUAUCACUGGGGGAUGGGACAACAACAUUAAGAUUUGGGACAGUCGGCGAAAUGACGGGGUUGUAAGAAUCAUCAGUGGACCUCAUAUCUGCGGUGAUGCUAUUGAUAUAUCUAAACAUCACAUCCUGACGGGCUCAUGGUGUGCGAACCACGCUCUACAGGUGUGGAACUACACAGACGGCGAUCUGAACAAGAACGUCACGUUCCCGCACAAAGGAAACGGAGCAUUUCUCUACUGCGCUCAGAUGUGUGAUAACAAUGUGGUUCUGGCCGGAGGGAGCGGCACCAACAGUGCCAAAGCAAUUGAUGUUAAAACUGACACUUGUCUUGGUGAAGUUGAAAUGAAGAAACCUGUUCAGGCUUUGGACAGUACACUGGGUGGACGCAUGUUUGCUGUGGGCGGUUCGGAUGACUGCAUCAUCCUGGCAUCCUUAUCCUAAAACAAUGGCCUCAAUCUUACAUCUGUUAAUAGACUGGACUGUUUCUGACUUUGGGGAAAUAACAUUAUUUUGGAGGUUUAGUGGGACACAGAAGGUAAACUGUUUAUGGUGAUCACUUUAUUCUAAAUAGUGUUGGACACUGAAGAGGAAAGUAUUCGAGGAAAACAACUUGGGUUCAAAGCUAUACUAUCCAACAAAUGGAACUGCCUCUGAUAACAAAUUAGCUUAACUGCAUGUACCAAGUGGCAAGUGGAAUAUAAAGCAAACAGUAUUGAAAUGUAUUACUUUUUUAUAAUAUAUAUAUAAAUAAUGGCUUCAUUUGUUUAUAAUACUGAAAAACAAAUAAUAGUAUGGCUCAUUUGCAAUGAUUACCAAUUGUCUGAGCAUACUCAAAACAAUUCUUAUUCUGGUCUGAUAUGGUAUCUACAGUAUGAGCUUUUUCUCAUAACUGUAUUCAGAAAUCUUAUGAUAUUUUUACACAGGUAAAUUAUGUUUGAAAUUCAUGAACCAGAUGUGAAUGGUCACACAUAAUAUUAUUCAUAAUUGGCACAUUAUAAACCAGAUUUGGAUGGUCACACAUAAUAUGAUUCAUAAUCGGCACAUUUGAAGUUUAUUUCCAAAACAUAUUUUUUAAUAUGAAUGUUCAACUAGGAAAGAAUAUGAGAGUUAAUUUUCUUUUAUUAAUAAUUAAGAAUGGUUUUAAAUAAUACAACAUAAGCUUUGUUUUCUCUGUGUCUUUUGUGUGUUGUAGUUACCCGAAAGAUGGCUUUAAUAUAAUGUACUACAUGAUAGUCAGCAAUAUCUUCCGUAUAUGUGAGAUUUUAAAAAUGUGUUGUUGUUUUUUUUACCCAUAUAUGGGGAUUGUUGCCAAUUUGAAGGAUUUUACAGUCCAUUUAUAAGUAUUAGCCCAUCUAUAAGUAUAAGUAUUAUUUUAUUUUUAUUUUUUUUAGUAAUAGAUGGUACUGCCUUAAGAUGUCUGCAGAUGUCAACUCCACGUUUUUGCUGUGAGACUAACAUUUUUAGGUUGAAAAUCAUGUUCUCACUUUUAACAUGUCAAAUCUCAUGUCCUUAAAAAUAUUUUACACAAAUCAAAAAACCAUUUUAACGAAAUGUCGAAACCUUAGUACAUUCUGAACAUUCUUGUCUGUUAUUAAUCACAGGAUUGUUUGAAUAGUCUUAUUGUUACAUGUAUACAAUUAGUGUGAAAACAUCUACGAAAUGUUGCUCAUAAAUAUCACUUAUAAAACUACAGAGGCCUAAAAAUAUAUGUAAUAAAUAAUAAUUUGGCAGAGGUGGGGGGGGGGGGUGUUCCUAAUAAGUUCCCCUACCAGAUCAUAAAUAUCACUUGUGAAACCUAUUGCUACUAGAGACUUUACAAUAUAUCUAAUAAAUCAUAAUUUAGUGGAGGUUGGGGGACUUUGUUCCCAAUGAGUCCCCCUACCAGAGCGUCAUCCUGAACACUGACCAGCCCUUGGCCCCAGACUUUAGGCUGAAACUCACACCUUGAAACAUUCACACAUUGACAGCUCCGUGUCUGUUAGCAUUGUACUGCCAAAAUAUUUAUCAUGGGAAGGUGAAAAUGGUGUCUGCUAGAUAAUUCAUUUACAUUGCCCACAACUGAAUUAUUUUGAUAAAAUGUAUAACUGAAUUUGUUAAGUGAAACAUUGUGUUUCAUAUAACUUGUUUUGUGAGAUAUGAUGUUUUCUACAUGUUUACGGUUUGUUUAUAGUUUUUACAUUUUUUAUUUUUUUUUAAACAUGUUUUUCUCACACUAUAAUUUGAAUAUGUGUUCAGCCAAAAACACCUAGCAACUAUAAUACUGUACAUAAAAGAUUUGUUACACGUGGUUUUGAAUGUGAAAAAUAUCAACUGAGUCUAUGUUAAUUGGUAUUUGUCUCAACAAAUACCAAUUACUGUAACAAGAUGAGGUAGAUAAUUUACAUAUUAAAAAACAGGAGUAGUGAAUUUUACUUAUUCUACAACACUUGCCUUCAUCAGUAAUAUAACAUCAUCACAACUGGCACAAAUGUAGUUUAUCAAAAUGUUACACUCAGGUCUUGUUGCCUUGUAAACAAAUGACCCAUUGACAGCAAUAAAUAUAUUAAUUGAAUUAAUAAACCCAAAUAUCAACUGGGAUUGACAUGGAUAUUAUUGGAUAAACAACAUUAUUUUAGGCUUUUUAUACUUUUGACAUUUUCACAAUUAUAAAAUUCUAUAUUACUUUUGUUUUACAUUAGACUGUUCCUUUUUGAAGUAUUAAAGAGGUUACCUCAAAGUUGCAUAAUGUGGGGAUGUUUAUUUUUUGUUGGGGGCAUUGUAUAGUUAUUCUUGGACAAGUUACUAUGCCAUAUAUCCAGUUAAGCAUGUGGGGUUGGGUAGUCUAGACUGGUGAGUGAAGUUUAUAGGUGGGGAGGUCAAAACAUGCUCCCCCAAGAAAUACAUGGGAAAAAAAUAAUUGCUUGAGCAGGGUGGGUGGGGGGGUGUUUCGACCUUAACCCCUUGUACCUGUUAAGACAAGUGCUGGGUGGGCAUUGUCAACUAGUUUAAUUGGGUGAUUCCACUAUCCAUUGGGGGUGGCAACUAAAUAUUAACUAGCCUUGCAUCUGGCAUGUGUGUAUGUAUGUGUAUGCAAUACAUAAUCUUCAUCACUUUCAAAGUCUGUGUGUCAUCAGUCUCUACAGAAUUGCUGAUUUUUAAGAUUUGCUAAGACUUUAGAUCUGACAAGAUUGUACUCCAGUCACACUGGCUUUCUCUGUCCUUUGUGUUAUGCUAAUUAGGACAAGACUAAUGUGGAAUAGAUUAAUUUGAAUUUAUUAAGUGUUAAAAUAGUAAAAUAUGGCAAUUGCAGCUUUGUCGUACAUGUAAUACUUUUAGGUAACUAAUACAUUUGAACCAUACACAUUUUCCUUUUUUGACUGCUUUUGUAUUCAGUAUUAAAAAUUAUCAGGGUAAUCAAGUUUUAAAUAAUGUAACAUUUUAGUAAAAAUUAUAACAAAUAUAUGUGAACAAUAAUUUCAAUAUUUGACUGGUUUGUGUAUCACAGGUAACACGCUAGUAUGGGGGGGACCGAUUAGUUUUUCAUCAUGCUAACCUCUCUCAAUGCAUGUUAGCAAUGUUUAUUUUGUGACAGUUUUGUGUCUGUUGUAUUUAAUGGCAAAGUAUAUAUAUGUACCAAACCAUACUUUUCAUAUUCAGAUUGGAUUUUGAAACUACAGAAAUAUAGUACAAAAAAUAAUGAUAUCUUGUUGAUAUUUGGUUGAUAACGUACUGAUUUUAUGUUAAUGUCAUGUUGAUAUCUGGUUGAUGUCAUGCUAAUGUCAUGUUGAUAUCUGGUUGAUGUCAUGCUGAUGACAUGUUGAUAUCUGGUUGAUAUCCAGUUGAUGUCAUGUUGAUAUCUGGUUGAUGUCAUGUUGAUAUCUGAUUGAUGUCAUGUUGAUGUCAUGCUGAUGUCAUGUUGAUAUCUGAUUAAUGUCAUGUUGAUAUCUGAUUGAUGUCAUGCUAAUGUCAUGUUGAUAUCUGAUUGAUGUCAUGCUGAUGUCAUGUUGAUAUCUGGUUGAUGUCAUGCUGAUGUCAUGUUGAUAUCUGAUUAAUGCCAUUUUGAUAUCUGAUUGAUGUCAUGCUAAUGUCAUGUUGAUAUCUCAUUGAUGUCAUGCUGAUGUCAUGUUGAUAUCUGGUUGAUGUCAUGUUGAUAUCCGGUUGAUGUCAUAUUGAUAUCUGAUUGAUGGCAUGCUGAUGUCAUGUUGAUAUCUGAUUGAUGGCAUGCUGAUGUCAUGUUGAUAUCUGAUUGAUGUCAUGCUGAUGUCAUGUUGAUAUCUGAUUAAUGUCAUGUUGAUAUCUGAUUGAUGUCAUGUUGAUAUCUGGUUGAUGUCAUGCUGAUGUCAUGUUGAUAUCUGGUUGAUGUCAUGUUGAUAUUUGGUUGAUGUCAUUUUGAUUUCAGGUUGAUAUCAUACUGACUUUAUGUUGAUGCCAUGAUGAUAUGCUGGUCUUAGGUGGAUGUCUGAUUGAUGUUAGGAUUAUGUCAUAUGACAUAUAAUAUGUUCAUGUUAAUUUAUUCCAAUUGUGCAGCAUUUUUAUGAUUGUAUAUACUGCCCUUGAGUCCAUUCAAAGGAAUUAAUUGUACUUGGGUAUGUUGCUUCUUGUUAUUUAUGAAAAUAUCACAGAGGAACUUAUAUAAAUGCAGGACUUUGAAAGUUGACACAAAAGCAGUUUAUUGUUUUGUAUGUUAAUAGUAAAAAUUUGAUUUUGAUACAUGGCUUACUUUUAAAAUUAGAUAUGAUAAUGUUAAAAAACUUGGAUAUGAUAAUGUUAAAAAACUAUACCAUUGACAACUUUCUCACCAUAUCUGUAUGUAUUAAAAACAAUGGUUCAUUGGCCACCAUUUUUUCCCCCAUGACCCAUAGCUUUUUUUCCCAGGAUGAAGUACCUUUCUUCAUUUAUUUUUGCCCCAUAUAUUUUUAAUUUCUUUUUUAAGUUCUUGUACCCUGAACUUGUCUGCAUGACAGUUGUCAGCGUUCUUUGGGCGAUAGUCCCAUUAUUGAAUAGUCUGUAGGAUUGUAGUUGGGAGAUAGUCCCAUUAUUGAAUAGUCUGUGGGAUUGUAGUUGGGAGAUAGUCCCAUUAUUGAAUAGUCUGUAGGAUUGUAGUUGGGAGAUAGUCCCAUUAUUGAAUAGUCUAUAGGAUUGUAGUUGGGAGACAAAAAGGAAAUGUCAAAGUGUUACGGGAAAAUAUAACUUGCAGAAAGGUCAGGCAGUGUGUUUCAUCCUAGAAAAAGGUAAGGCAGUGUGUUUCAUCCUAGAAAAAGGUCAGGCAGUGUGUUUCAUCCUAGAAAAAGAAGACUUUUGGGUGUGGUAAAAGACAGUGGUCCAGUAUAUAUAUAUAUAUAUAUAUAUAUUAAAUAUAACUUGCAAAAAGGUAAGGCAGUGUGUUUCAUCCUAGAAAAAGGUACGGCAGUGUGUUUCAUCCUAGAAAAAGAAGACUUUUGGGUGUGGUAGAAGACAGUGGUCCAGUGUAUAAAUAUAUAUUAAAUAUAACUUGCAAUAUAACUUGCAAAAAGGUAAGGCAGUGUGUUUCAUCCUAGAAAAAGAAGACUUUUGGGUGUGGUAGAAGACAGUGGUCCAGUAUAUAUAUAUAUAUAUUAAAUAUAACUUGCAAAAAGGUAAGGCAGUGUGUUUCAUCCUAGAAAAAGAUGACUUUUGGGUGUGGUAGAAGACAGUGGUCCAG